Molecule: messenger RNA, 2185 nt
Organism: Glycine soja
Lineage: Eukaryota; Viridiplantae; Streptophyta; Magnoliopsida; Fabales; Fabaceae
Product: beta-glucosidase 18-like
Exons: 13
Coding region: 135-1748 (537 amino acids)
Biological process (GO): carbohydrate metabolic process
Molecular function (GO): beta-glucosidase activity
Source: RefSeq, a predicted model, not a curated record
GUGUCAAAGAGUCUAACUCAAUGUGAAUUAUUGUAAAUUUAUUUUAUAUUGUUUUCAAUUCUGGGACUCAUAACCUGAAUGAGAUAGGACAAGUGCUCAGUUGAUCAGCUUUGAAAACGUUUUUUGGUUGCAUCAUGUCUGCCAUCACUAAUCAUUGGAACAAAAUGAAAAUGCUGCAGAGGCAGCUAAGAGCUGUAUUGAUACUGUUUUGCUGUGUUCAAUUUCAUGUCCAAAGUUGUGAUGAAAUUGAAGAUGUAAUCAGCAGAUCUCAAUUUCCAGAAGGGUUCCUUUUCGGAACAGGCACUUCCUCUUACCAGAUUGAAGGAGCGUAUUUUGAAGAUGGAAAGGGUUUAAGCAAUUGGGAUGCUUUUAGUCAUACACCAGGAAAGAUAAAAAAGGAUGAAAAUGGUGACAUUGCAGAUGAUCAUUAUCAUCGCUAUUUGGAAGACAUUGAGUUGAUGUCGUCUCUUGGGGUAAAUGUAUAUCGAUUUUCUAUCUCAUGGGCGAGGAUUCUACCAAGAGGGAUAUAUGGGGACAUAAAUCCAAGUGGGAUAAUGUUCUACAACAAGAUUAUAGACAAUCUGCUGCUUAGAGGGAUUGAGCCAUUUGUGACAAUUCAUCAUUAUGACUUGCCACAAGAACUGGAAGAAAGAUAUGGUGGUUGGAUUAGUCCCCUGAUACAGAGUGAUUUUGUCCAUUUUGCUGAAAUUUGUUUUAAGAGCUUUGGAGACAGGGUAAAGUACUGGACUACCAUCAAUGAACCAAACCUGUUUGCAGAUUUUGGCUAUAUGGAAGGAACAUAUGCCCCUGGUCACUGUUCCCCACCUUUUGGAAAUUGUAAUACCGGGAACUCUGAUGUUGAGCCUCUCAUUGUCAUGCACAAUAUGUUACUGUCACAUGCCAAGGCUGUUGAAUUAUACCGCAAGCACUUUCAGGCAAAGCAAGGGGGAACCAUUGGCAUUGUUGCAUUUUCCUUCAUGUAUGACCCACUUAGAGAUGAAGAAUGUGAUAGGCAAGCAGUGAGUAGGGGCUUGGCUUUUGACAUAGCCUGGGUCUUAGAUCCCUUAGUUUUUGGUGAAUACCCACCCGAGAUGCGCUCUAUCCUUGGGAGUAAGAUGCCAGUGUUCUCUCCUGUGGAGAAGAGUCUCAUAAAAGGAAGCCUAGACUUCAUUGGCAUCAAUCACUAUGGAACUCUCUAUGCCAAGGACUGCUCCCUCUCUACUUGUUCUCUUGGAGCAGAUCAUCCAAUAGCAGGUUUUCUAGAAAGAACUGCAACAAGAGAUGGCAUUCCAAUUGGUGAUCCGACAGGAGUACCAGAUUUCUUUGUGGUUCCAAGGGGUAUGGAGAAGCUUGUAGAGUACAUUAAAAUAAGAUAUCGUAAUAUGCCCAUGUAUAUUACAGAAAAUGGAUAUUCUCAACCGCCUAAGCCGGAUGUGACAAUACAUGAUUUACUACAAGAUUUCAAACGAAUAGAUUAUCAUAAAGCCUACCUUGCAGCUCUGCUCAGAUCCAUAAGGAAAGGUGCGGAUGUAAGAGGAUAUAUGAUAUGGUCAUUGUUGGACAACUUUGAAUGGACAAGUGGCUAUGACAUAAGAUUUGGGCUAUAUUAUGUGGACAGAGGCACUCUUGAACGAAUUCCUAAACUUUCUGUUCAAUGGUUUUCUAGUUUCCUCAACAACAGUAGCCACCCCAACAUAACAGAACACUUGAGCAAGCAACAUAUUGAAAGCAAAGAUACAUUUUUCUAAAACAUCGAGAGGAAGACAUGGAAGUUGAAGAAAGGCUCACAAUGUAGAUCUGAAAAUAUACAAUCAAGUAUCAAAAGAGUUACAACACUUUGUUGUUUAAACAAGAUUUGUUGAUUACUAAUUACUAGCUAAAUGUAAGUAACCAGUUGUGUAGAUCCAUGCUUUAGUGGAAAAAUAAUUUUUUUGAAAUUAUAAGAUUGACUUAGUGGUUGAAUGAACAAUUGUGAAUUCAAAUCUCUCUCGUUAACAAAAAAUAAUAAGCUAACAAUUAAUAUUGACCGAUAUAAAAAAAAAAUAAUUCUUCUUCAUGUUAGAAUGUGGUAAGCUCAGUUGCUUUAACCAACCCUAACACACUAGGAGGCUUAGGUGUGUGUGACACUAAGCAACCAAUGUAUCUUUCCUGGGGAAAUUAAUUUGUAAUUUUUGGCAUGCUUCUC